CUAGAUAACCUUAAAAGCCGUUUAACGGCAACAACCGGCCGCUUAAAUUUUUAUUUCCCCAUCUGUGCUAUCUUCGCAGACAUUAAAUAUUUACUAGUCCUGAAUUUCAAUUAGCUAAACAAAUCGAUCGAUUGACAGAAGAGUUUAUGGCCACGGAGACCAAGGGUAGUGUGGGGAAGGUGAAGUCCAGCAACCAAGAUGGUUCUUCCAAGGCAAAGGUUGAUGUCAGCAAGAAGAAAAUUGAUAGCUCAGGCAAACAGAAAACGCCUGAUUCAAAGCAAAAUAGAUCAGUCUCUAUUGCCACAAAAACAGAGAUAAAAUCGAAACCGAGUUCAAGUUCCUCAAAGACCACUGUUACAACAACCACUAAAGUAAGAGAAAAGAAAGUGUUCACAUUGCCUGGACAAAAAUAUGAUCCUCCUGAAGAGAGAGAGCCAUUACGGAUAUUCUAUGAAUCAUUGUCAAAACAGAUACCAUCAAGUGAAAUGGCGGAAUUUUGGAUGAUGGAACAUGGCCUGUUGUCCCCUGAGAGAGCCAAAAAGGCAUAUGAGAAGAAGCAGAGAAAACAAAAGCAACAGCGGAUGGGAACUCCAGUUAAACCUUCAAAACCACUCAUCAGUAGUAAACCUGAGAGUUCACAGAAGCAGCAACAGGCAUCCAAAAAUGGAGAUGUUAAAGCCAAAAAACGAUUAAAGGAUGAUAGUGACGACGAUGACUUCAUUUUAAGUCCCAAAAGAAGAAAGGGUUAACAAAGAAAUGUCCCCUCUCUUCUUGUCAUUUGUAUUUCUGACAUUUAACUGCAAAAAAAUGCAGGAGUUGUGAAACAGUCAAAAUGAUAAAGCAUGACAUUCUUCAUAUUGUUAGUUUAAUGGUGUCAAUGAGCAGAAACAACUUUCUGAAUUUAUGUUAUUUCUUGUUUAUCUACCCUGUGAUAUGAGAAUCUUCUUUCUACA
Messenger RNA from Mangifera indica (mango), 953 nucleotides. RefSeq lists its product as uncharacterized. Bases 147 to 749 code for a protein of 200 amino acids. The transcript is spliced from 4 exons. The record is from RefSeq and is a predicted model, not a curated record. Lineage: Eukaryota; Viridiplantae; Streptophyta; Magnoliopsida; Sapindales; Anacardiaceae.